AGAAAUUGGGGUGUUUGGUUAGCUUGUGUGGAGUGUCACCCGGAUAAUGGUGGUUUAGCUAGUGUAGCUGGCUCAAAUUAGGUCAAUGGCUAUUGAUUUACGUACGAAUAGAUGCUUGGGGAAUGCUCCCCAAAUAGUGAGGUGAGGCCAUAAAAUGUAAUUUGUCCAUUGGCCCUCAUGGAUUUUUUUGACAGCAUUAGUUAAGCAGGAAGACAAACGGCCUCAAGAUAUUUCUAUGCUCCUAAUGCAUUUGACUGCCAAGAUGGCGGAUUAUCUACUCGGUCACCAGGAGGUAAUUAGACUUGCGACAAAGUAUCAGGUUUUUUUCCCCUGGAAAGGGCUGUAUGUAUUGCGUGAAACACUUAUUUUCCUGUUAAUAAACAGGACUAAAGUAUUUGAAUACAUUUUGUAUCAAAACUCAAUUGGUAUCUUGAUGAGCAACUUGUUUAACAAAAGUGAAUUAUAAUGAGCAACUUGGAUGAACAUUAAAAACCCUCCUGUGGUUCGACGUGUACACCAGUUUGUAAGACACAUGGACAACAUAAUUGGAUUAAGUUGAGGUUGGUUUGCAUGAAAUAUGUAAUGCCCCUGGACCAAAGUAACUAACCUUAAGAUAGAUAAUGGACACAACGGAAAAACGGAAACAGGACGUGACGCCAUUUGUUACCGUAAUUGCGCAGUUCAGAUGCGCAUCAACACAGUGGGAAACAUCCACUAUGGCUGAGAUUCACAGCUUACAUGAGCUCCAGAAGCCUGUUGUCGCCUCCAAGGUGUUUAUCCAGAGAGACUACAGCUCGGGAACUAUUUGCAGAUUCCAGAGCAAGUUUCCUUCAGAACUUGAAUCAAGGUUGGACAAGCAACAUUUUGAGGAGACCAUCCAGACUUUAAACAACCUGUAUUCUGAAGCAGAGAAGAUUGGGGGGAAGUCCUACAUGGAGGGCAUCCUGGCCUGCCUCACCGCCUACACCUUAUUCCUCUGUGUGGAGACCCACUAUGAAAAGGUAUUAAAGAAGGUGUCCAGAUACAUUAAGGAACAAAAUGAGCAGAUAUACGCUCCCAGAGGACUGCUGCUGAUUGACCCCAUAGAGCGAGGCCUCAGAGUUGUGGAAAUUACCAUCUUUGAAGACAGUAUUAACUCUACAAGAUAAGGGAAACUGUGGGAUGAGCACUAGUUGUCAUGUGCAGAAUCACACCAUCAAGAUGUCUGCCUCUCCUGAAUGGAUGUAUAUAAUGGCGAUCUUUUUUUUUUGUAUUUAUAUAUUGUACACCCCACUGAUGGCCUGUCCAUUUCUUAGUACACGUGGUUACUGUGUGUCUUUUUAAACUCAAGCUGAUGUAAAAAGCUGGGCUUUUCACAUAGUGCCAUUGUGUCAAAUGUAUCUUGAUAAUGGUUAGACUGGUGUAGUGUUGCUAUUAGGGGGGUUUGCUAUAGACUCAAGUGGUCUGUAUAUCAGGAAAGUAGUACUUUGCUGUAUGAACCUGUAGGCUGAGGCAAAUGUGUGCAAGAAUGUAAUUUUUACUGAUCAACAUAAAGGGCAAAACAUUUUUAAUUUUUUUAAAACUGGAGAUGUUUUGUGACUCCUAAAUUGAUAUGUUUACUUGUUUUAUAUUAUAUAUCCUUUGUAUAGAAAUUAAUCCUCUCAGCCUCAAAUACAACCAAUCAGCUUUCUUCUACAUCUCGUUAUAUAGUGAAUGUGUUUUGUAUGAUCGUCUCACCACAGAAAACACUCCACAUUCCACUCAUGCUUGCUGUUGCCGGUGUACCUUUUAUCUUAAAAAUGUGGUGCUUUUUUCCCUUGUGGCCCUUGCGUAUCACUUCAUUUGCAUUUGCAUGUAUGACAUUUAACGUGGAUUACAAUCAUUGAAUGUUAAUAAAUAUGCAGUACAUGUUAUAUCA
Molecule: messenger RNA, 1897 nt
Organism: Doryrhamphus excisus (bluestripe pipefish)
Lineage: Eukaryota; Metazoa; Chordata; Actinopteri; Syngnathiformes; Syngnathidae
Product: golgin subfamily A member 7-like
Biological process (GO): protein targeting to membrane; peptidyl-L-cysteine S-palmitoylation; Golgi to plasma membrane protein transport
Cellular component (GO): Golgi stack; palmitoyltransferase complex
Source: RefSeq, a predicted model, not a curated record